Messenger RNA from Aegilops tauschii subsp. strangulata, 4114 nucleotides. RefSeq lists its product as uncharacterized. Gene Ontology annotation, molecular function: glycosyltransferase activity. Lineage: Eukaryota; Viridiplantae; Streptophyta; Magnoliopsida; Poales; Poaceae. The record is from RefSeq and is a predicted model, not a curated record.
AGCCCGUUCAGGAAGGAGAUCGCAUCAGCACGCUUCACUUGUACUACAGUAGUAGAGUACUAAAUCCCAUGCACACAUAUACUCACUCCUACUAGCUAGCUCCCAAGUCUGUGAGGAUCAGUGUCCACCAUUGUUCACUGGAGCUAAGUGAACAAGCCAGUGUACAAGAUGAAGAAGGCCAUGAGGAAGGAGAGUGGUAAGAAGCUUGUGGGCAGGGCAGUAGCAAGGGCUCUCGUGUGGCUUUUGCUUCCUGUCCUUGUCUUCGUCGUGCUCUACUCCGAUCACAUGCCGCGGGUUCUUCAAUUACAAGCAACAACUCUUUAUCCUUCAUUUAAUUCGGAUUUGGUCGGCCAUGCACCACCUUCUCCCGCAUCAAGCGAGCAGACGCUCGGCGAGGCCGUCGAUGCACCACCUUCUCCCGCAACAAGCGACCAGACGCCCGGCGCGGCCGUUGAUGCACCACCUUCUCCGGCAUCACGCGACGAGACGCCCGGCGACGUCAUCAGUGCGAACAAAAGCCAAGGCGACAUCGCCCGUCGACAAGAUACAGAUGUGGCAGCACCAAGAAGCAAGUCAAUCUGCGACUUCAGCAGUGAACGCAUGGACAUAUGUGCCAUGCAAGGUGACGUCCGUAUGCAUGGCAAAUCCGCCACCGUGUACGUGGUCUCAGCGUCUGAUGAAAGCUACCGGGCAGAGAAUGGAACAGUGAAGAUCCACCCGUACCCGCGCAAGUCGGAGGAAGGAACGAUGCAAGCUAUCCGGGAGGUGACCAUCCGCUGGAGCGGGCUGGAUGCGCCACGGUGCACGGUGACACACGACGUCCCCGCGGUGGUCUUCUCCACCGGCGGCUUCCUCAACAACUUUUUUCACGCCAUGACCGACGGUCUCAUCCCUCUCUUCAACACCGUGCGGGAGUACGAUGGUCGCGUCCAGCUUGUGGUCACUGACUACAACCACAAGUGGGUUGACAAGUUCCAAGACAUCCUCGCCGCGCUCUCCAUGUACCCGGUCAUCGACUUUGACGCCGACGACAAGGUGCGUUGCUUCCCGUCGGUGCACGUCGGCACCGAGAGCCAUAAGGAGAUGGGGAUCAUCCCUUCUCUCUCCCGCAAGGGCUACACGAUGACGGACUUCCGGAACUUUCUCCGGUCGGUCUACUCGCUGAAGCGUGAGUGGGCGACCCCCGUAAACCGGACAUCUGGCGAAAGGCCUCGUCUCCUCAUGGUGUUGCGCCGCAACUCGAGGGCAUUCGCGAAUGAGGCGGAGGCCGUCGCAGCUGCCACAGAUAUCGGUUUUGAGGUGGUGUUGGGGGCCCCGGAGGCCAUGGGCGACAUGGCCCGGUUCGCAGAGGUUGUAAACUCGUGCGACGUGAUGGUGGGUGUGCAUGGUGCAGGGCUCACCAACCUGGUGUUCCUCCCGCGCAACGCGACGUUGGUGCAGGUCGUCCCGUGGGGCGACAUGAGCUGGGGGGCCAAUGCUGCCUUUGGUGCGCCGUCGGCUGACAUGGGGCUCCGGUACGUCCAGUACGAGCCGACCGCCGAGGAGACGACGCUCAAGUACAUAUACCCGAGGGACCACGCCGUCUUCACCGACAUUGCCUCCAUACACAGGCAGGGGUAUGGUAUGACGUGGGCGAUCUUCCUCAACGGCCAGAAUAUCACCCUCGACAUCGACCGCUACAGAGGGGUGUUGCAGCAAAUCUACCAUGAUAGUGUAAUGGCCAAUCCUUCAUUUAAUUCUGUUCCCGUCGUCGAAGCACCGCCUUCUCCGGCAUCAACCGGCGAGACACCCGGCGACAUCCUUGAUGCGAACAGAGAUCUCCAAAACGAAAAGGGGCACCUAGCCAUGAAGGCGGGAUUAGACGGUUCUUCGAUAAAAUCAGAUGUGGCAGCACCAAGAAGCAAGUCAGUGUGCGACUUCAGCAGUGAACGCAUGGACAUAUGUACCAUGCAAGGUGACGUCCGUAUGCAUGGCAAAUCCGCCACCGUGUACGUGGUCUCGGCGUCUGAUGAUAGCUACCGGCCAGAGAAUGGAACAGUGAAGAUCCACCCGUACCCGCGCAAGUCGGAGGAAGGAACGAUGCAAGCUAUCCGGGAGGUGACCAUCCGCUGGAGCGGGCUGGAUGCGCCACGGUGCACGGUGACACACGACGUCCCCGCGGUGGUCUUCUCCACCGGCGGCUUCCUCAACAACUUUUUUCACGCCAUGACCGACGGUCUCAUCCCUCUCUUCAACACUGUGCGGGAGUAUGAUGGCCGCGUCCAGCUUGUGGUCACCGACUACAACCACAAGUGGGUUGACAAGUUCCAAGACAUCCUCACCGCGCUCUCCAUGUACCCGGUCAUCGACUUUGACGCCGACGACAAGGUGCGUUGCUUCCCGUCGGUGCACGUCGGCACCGAGAGCCAUAAGGAGAUGGGGAUCAUACCUGCUCUCUCCCGCAAGGGCUACACGAUGACGGACUUCCGGAACUUUCUCCGGUCGGUCUACUCGCUGAAGCGUGAAUGGGCGACCCCUGUAAACAGGACCGCCGGCGACAGGCCUCGUCUCCUCAUGGUGUUGCGCCGCAAGUCGAGGGCAUUCGCGAAUGAGGCGGAGGCCAUCGCAGCUGCCACAGAUAUCGGUUUUGAGGUGGUGUUGGGGGCCCCGGAGGCCAUGAGCGACAUGGCCCGGUUCGCAGAGGUUGUGAACUCAUGCGAUGUGAUGGUUGGUGUGCAUGGUGCGGGGCUCACCAACCUGGUGUUCCUCCCGCGCAACGCGACGUUGGUGCAGGUCGUCCCGUGGGGCGACAUGAGCUGGGGGGCCAAUGCUGCAUUUGGUGCGCCGUCGGCUGACAUGGGGCUCCGGUAUGUCCAGUACGAGCCGACCGCCGAGGAGACGACGCUCAAGUACAUAUACCCGAGGGACCACGCCGUCUUCACCGACAUUGCCUCCAUACACAGGCAGGGGUAUGGUAUGACGUGGGCGAUCUUCCUCAACGGCCAGAACAUCACCCUCGACAUCGACCGCUACAGAGGGGUGUUGCAGCAAAUCUACCAUGAUAGUGUAAUGGCCAAUCCUUCAUUUAACUAGAUGACACGUUGUGCCCUUGACGAAACAUAAUGCUGCCGAGAAGCGAUGCCAUCUAUAUGAAAGCCAUCAAUGAUGGGGUCAAGGAGGAGCGCUAUCACCCCUAUGUUGCUGAUACCCGCAGGAGUAUCGCGGUGAUCAAUUGUAAUCGGAAUUUUCGAACAUGAGUCUACUUGUGGCAGUGCUGUUUCAAUAGUGCACACCUCGCCGAAAACACGGGAAUAAAAAAUCAAGCAAUUUUAUUUUAACGGAAAAGGAAGUUUUUUUUAGGAAAUAAAAAAAGAACUACAAAAUUCAAGCAAUGAGAAAGCACCUCCUAAAAAAUAACAGUUACCCAAGAAAAAAGGCAUAAUAAAAGCAAAAAAUGAGACCUAGUGCAUCGAACAACAAUAACGAGGCUAUCCUAACCACAAGGAAAAUUCAAAAGAAAUAACAAGUCUAGCCUGAAAUAGAAAAAAAUACCAGGGGCUGCCCAUACAAACACACACGGAAAAGCUCAUCUCCGUCCACAAGAUAGAAAAGCCGAAAAAAGGUUAUGGCUCAUAAACCCGAAAUCACUAAUUAAGAUGUACUCCUUUCAAAGAUCACUCCCGCCUCCCUAGGUUGCGACAAGUGAUGCAUUGCAUGUGCGCCACUUGUUGCAACCUGUGAGUUUUCCAUUUUUUCAUAGAUCCGUUUAUUCAAAGCGUUUAAUCUCUUAAACCGUGUGUCUAAAUCUCAAACCGUUUUCACCAUUGUAUUCCUCAGGUCGAGAUCUUCAAAAUUAGAUCGCAUGUUGAUAGGUUUUGGCAAAAAAAAUCCAAAUAAUCCGAACGGAUAGCACGUUUUUUUCCUUUUCGAAAGAGGCACGAAUGUGCCUCUUGCGGAAGCAAAUCUGUGCCUCCAUGAGAAGUAAACCAUGCCUCUCGUGGAAGGAAAAAAACGCGUUUGUUUUUGUUUUCGAGAGCCACGGUGGUGCCUCUCGCGAAAGCAAAACCGUGCCUCUCAUGGAAGGAAAACGAAAACGCGUUUUUUCUUUCAUUUUUGAGUGACACGACCGGGCCUC